Messenger RNA from Hevea brasiliensis (rubber tree), 1209 nucleotides. RefSeq lists its product as uncharacterized. The record is from RefSeq and is a predicted model, not a curated record. The transcript has a single exon. Lineage: Eukaryota; Viridiplantae; Streptophyta; Magnoliopsida; Malpighiales; Euphorbiaceae. Bases 459 to 965 code for a protein of 168 amino acids.
UGGCAACUCCAUCAAGUAUCACGAAACCUGCCUUUGAAGGUAUGCAAAAGAGGUAAAGAAGUGUCUCCCAAAUGACAAAAUUGGGGUUUUGGUCCAGCAUUUCCACAUCCAACGUAUGCUCCAAACUCAAAAGCCCAAAUCACAAGAGCAACCUCAAUGUAGGAAAACAAAUGCCCCAUCACUCACAUCUCUAGCGAGUGAAUCACAAUUACUAACAUCAGAUCAACUCUUGAUUGUCUAACUCUAAGGUCAGACAGUGUUGCACGCGCUUCAAUAGCAAGUGCUUUUGAACAUGUGGUAACAAUUCUGUCAGCUUUACCUUGUUCUGAUCUUAGGACUCGCCACCCAAAACCAAGAAGCCAAUAAAGAAACAGAGAAGGAGAUAUAGUUUUACAGACGAGCCCAAGCAUAACGAGAGAAAAUCAAAGCUUUGUUUGAAGAGCAUAUGCAACUUGAACAUGGAAAACAAAGAAGAAGAAGAAUCUGCACCGGUAACAACAGAGCCAUCAUCAACAUAUCAGUUAUUCCUAACAAUUAUGAGCAAAAGGAGAACAUGGGUAUGUCUUUUUGUGUUAGUAUAUGCAAUCCUCUUAUCAUCCUCAUGGAAUUUCCUUAAAUCCAUACUUUCUUGGUACAAAGAGCAAGCCCAAGUCACUUCUGCCUCUUCUGGGUGGCCUGCCUUGUAUGCAUCAGUGCUUCUAGGUGCAGUUUUUGGACUUCUUUCAAUGGUUGCAGCUCUUGCAGUGGCCGUGCCAGCCACCUUGGUUAUAUGGAUCUCAGUUGUGGUCUUAUUGGCUUUCUUUGGGAAGCCAAGAAGGGCCUUGGUGAUUGAAGGAAGGAAGAUCACAAGAGAAAUUCUUGGGUUUGUGUUUAAGAUUUUGUUAAAGGAAGGGAAUGUUGUGGCUGCUGUUUGUGCUGUUCUGGGCUACUUUGCUCUGGUUAGAAGGAAUUAUGAAGGUGAUUGAGGGCUUUUUGUUUCAAUUUGCUGGGAUAAUUGUUUAGGACAGAUGGUAAUGGAUUUGUGGAAAUUUCCCCUUUGUCCUGAGCAAGUGUUUGAUAAUUUUCUUUUUUGUUUUGGGGGGUUUGAAUUAGGGAUAAGAACUGGGAAAACUGUGUAACUGUAUUACAGGUUGGUUAGUUUUCUAAUUCCGCUGUAAUAUAUAUGUUCUUUCUAAUCAAUUUGAUGGGCAGUUCUGUUUUAUUUUUAAA